AUGUGUUUGACAAGUUGCUGCACAGACCGUGUGCGUCGGUCCUCAGAACGAUCCCUCCAAGUUCUACGUAGAUUAUGCCGCAACGACCCGAAACUCUUUGUUCUGCGGGUCUGCAGGAUCGGUCUGUGGACAAUCCAGAAGCAAAAGGGUCCCGAACUCUUCGGAGCGGUACAGUAGGUAGCCUUAGGCAACUGCUCACGUAGGCGAGACUCCAAUCCAGAGACCGCGGAAAACCGUAACAAACGGAAUUCAACCGGAACUACACACAGCGUUACCGAGGGCGACUAGAGCAAGGCCAUUGCCGCGGGCUGCAACAAGCCACCUACCUGCUUACAACUGGCGAGGAGCGCUCUUGGGAGAUGGAGGGUUGGAAGCGGGAGCAGAGGUGGGAGGGGCAACAAGAAGGGCGUUCGUUGGGGCGAUGAUUUCUGUCCCCCACCUAAAGAAGGUUUAGCGGGAAUUUCUCGUGUUCGUGAAC
This is a messenger RNA of Ectocarpus sp. CCAP 1310/34, 478 nucleotides long. Lineage: Eukaryota; Phaeophyceae; Ectocarpales; Ectocarpaceae. The record is from the annotation of a GenBank genome assembly.